ACAGCAGCUCUUUGCCAGAGACAUGGUAAAAGCACUGAAUUGUCCCAGCUGUUCAUUUAUUUACUUAAAAAAAUUCAUUCAUUUUCAUUUUAUCGCAAGAUUCUGAGAGGAUUGGUGUUUCUACUGCUACAGAAAUCUUUAUGAUUAUGUUUCUGUGUACGUUAUCAAUGCAUGCAAAUGGUCACUUCAUUUAGCCGAUUCUGAGAGAAAAUGUUAAAAGUGAGCUGAUAUUACUACAAUCAUAUUAAUAGCUGAAAACCCCAUCAAACGAGCCUAAAUGUUUAAUAAAUGAUCAUUCAAGGGAAGUGGAUCUCCAGUUCUGUAGUUACCCAACGAGGAAAUGGACUGAUUUAGUGGAAGUUUGACUGCUUUCAGUAGAAAAUCAUAUGUAAAUAUGAGUGAGACAUUAUAGUUUAAAAUAAAGUAGCUUUGAUGUACAUCUCCUCAUUAUUUGUCUCACCUGCUCUAAUGUGUUUCUGCAAGUUUCAUUUUCCAUAGUAUGAAUUUCUAUUCAUCUACACAGCAACAGAUACACACACAAACACGUACAACUUGUAGGACAACUAGGGUGUGUAAUAUAAUGUAGUUACUGUCAUGAGUUCAGUGACAAACAUGCAAUGCUGUCAUGUAAUGAAGCAGUCAGUGCCAGAGACCUAGUUUGGCUUCUACAAGGAUUGUCAGGAACAUGGUGAGAAUCCUGAAUAAUGUGUUUGAUCUGAAAGAGACCAGAUUUGGUCAGCCCCGUCCCAGACACGGUCUGAGCUUGCUGUGGUGGUUUGCUCAUGAUUGUGUUCAGAUUGACUCCGAUAGAGACUGUAUGACUGCACAGUGUGACCCUGCAAAUGGAGAAUUUGGCUUUCAUCGAUUCUAUAAUAAGGAAAGACUUCUUCCUAAAAUAAAUCUGCCAUACUAUGAGGUGGGCAACCUGAGCACCCCUGGAUCUCUGCCUCUUUAUGUCACAAGACAUUACAAUAGACAGUUGGACAGCAGCAACAAAGAUCGCAUCAUUGUUUCCUUUGACUCAAUAUGGAAAAGAUUUGAGAAGAUUUAUGUGACACAGCACUCAAAUCAGGUGCGCUUUGACCAAAAACACACUUUCUGUAUUAGCAUUGAUCUUUUGCGGAGCAUUCAAGCAUUGAGCCUAAAUGACUUCUACAGAGAACCCACCAAUGGUUCUGGACCUGUAUCCAUAAGCAAACCUAAGUCAGUGCGGACCUACACCUUUCAGAGUAGGCCUACUGGCAAUGAACUCAUGAAAAACAUUCAAGAGUCGAGUCGGAUACACUUCCACAGAGAACCCAAUGGUUCUGGACAUGUAUCUAUAAGCAGACCUCAAUCAGUACCAGACGAACCUCAGUCAGUGCAAGACAACGAGACAAACUCCUGUCAGAGUAUAUGCUGCGCUGUGCUGAUUUGCUUCAUUGUGCUAAUGCUGGUCGCUGCUGCAGUCUAUGCUUUCUUUAAAAUGAUAUAGAUUUCAUCAGCUGCUGUUUGUUAUUCUAGCUAAUUUCAAAAUUGCAUAUUGCAGUUUGUGUCUUUUGAGUCAGUUGCUUAUAUAAAUUAAAUGUAAAAUGUAUUAUGUGCAAUAAUAUACAAUGUUGAGGGUUGCACGUUUAUCACAGCAUUCUUUUAAAUGGUUCAGUGCAAUGAUGUAAAUACAUUUUAAGAUUUGGGAUUUUAGGAUUUUUUAAGAUGACCACAUCCCAAUCAUUGUCUUGAUUUAUAGUUAUUUCUGUGUGCUUAUUUUUUUGUGCUUAUUCUUUGAAAUAUACUAUUUGCAUUACUUCGUGUUGAA
Molecule: messenger RNA, 1795 nt
Organism: Carassius auratus (goldfish)
Lineage: Eukaryota; Metazoa; Chordata; Actinopteri; Cypriniformes; Cyprinidae
Exons: 2
Coding region: 686-1474 (262 amino acids)
Source: RefSeq, a predicted model, not a curated record